Molecule: messenger RNA, 1925 nt
Organism: Leptopilina heterotoma
Lineage: Eukaryota; Metazoa; Arthropoda; Insecta; Hymenoptera; Figitidae
Gene: ND-51
Product: NADH dehydrogenase [ubiquinone] flavoprotein 1, mitochondrial
Exons: 6
Coding region: 221-1630 (469 amino acids)
Biological process (GO): mitochondrial electron transport, NADH to ubiquinone
Molecular function (GO): NADH dehydrogenase (ubiquinone) activity; FMN binding; 4 iron, 4 sulfur cluster binding
Source: RefSeq, a predicted model, not a curated record
AACCUCACUUUUGAUUGUGACUUUUGCGAUAUAAAAUUUUGUUGUUGCAAAAAAGUCACAUUGUUAUUAUCCGACUAAAUUCACUAUAGUUUAGAUUAAUUACGUUUAAUAGCAGAGGAAAAUAUAUAUAACUGUUAAAUUAUACAUUUGAUUGCAUCGUUUUCUGGGUUUUCUGUAAUAAUUUUGACGUCACCGCGCAGUGAGCGGCGGAGUAGAGAAAAUGGCAGGAGCGAUAACUCGUUAUUUUCAUGUUCCAAAGAGACAAUUAGGACUCCUUGCACCUUAUUUAAAUGGCCAACAAACGAGAACACUUGCUGAUGCUGCUCCGGAAGGAAAGAAAUUCGGAAGUCCUCUGGCAGACCAGGACAGAAUAUUCACAAAUUUAUACGGCAGACACGACUGGCGAUUGAAGGGUGCCCUGAAACGUGGAGAUUGGUACAAAACAAAGGAAAUCUUGGAUAAAGGCGCCGACUGGAUUAUCAAUGAAGUAAAAGUUUCUGGUCUCAGAGGACGUGGAGGCGCUGGUUUCCCCUCGGGAAUGAAGUGGUCCUUUAUGAAUAAACCGUCUGAUGGAAGACCAAAGUAUUUGGUGAUUAAUGGCGACGAAGGAGAGCCAGGAACUUGCAAGGAUCGUGAAAUUCUACGUCACGAUCCACACAAACUUGUCGAGGGCUGUUUAAUCGCAGGACGUGCAAUGGGAGCGUGUGCCGCCUACAUUUACAUUCGGGGAGAAUUUUACAAUGAAUCUUCGAAUGUACAACUUGCCAUUGCCGAGGCCUAUCAAGCGGGCUUGAUUGGCAAAAAUGCUUGUGGUUCGGGUUAUGAUUUUGAUAUUUUCGUUCAACGUGGAGCGGGAGCUUACAUUUGCGGUGAGGAGACAGCUCUCAUUGAAUCGAUCGAGGGCAAACAGGGAAAGCCAAGAUUGAAACCUCCAUUUCCCGCGGAUGUUGGUCUCUUUGGUUGUCCAACUACUGUCACCAAUGUUGAAACCGUUGCUGUGGCACCUACGAUCUGCCGACGAGGAGGUUCUUGGUUUGCGUCAUUUGGACGACCUCGUAAUAGUGGAACUAAAUUAUUCAACAUUUCCGGUCAUGUAAAUAAUCCUUGCACUGUUGAAGAAGAAAUGUCUAUUCCUCUGAAGGAAUUGAUCGACAGGCACGCCGGUGGCGUAAUCGGAGGCUGGGACAAUCUUUUGGGUGUGAUUCCCGGAGGAUCUUCCACGCCCGUUAUUCCCAAGAGUGUUUGUGACACAGUUUUGUUGGAUUUUGAUGACCUCGUGAGGGUGCAGAGUUCUUUCGGCACAGCUGCCGUAAUUGUCAUGAAUAAACAAACAGAUAUAAUUAAGGCGAUUGCUCGUCUCAUUAGUUUUUAUAAACACGAGUCCUGCGGGCAAUGUACACCGUGUCGUGAAGGAAUUGGCUGGAUGUACAAAAUCAUGAAGAGAUUUAUCGAGGGAAAUGCAGAACCACACGAAAUCGAUAUGUUGUGGGAAUUAACAAAACAAAUAGAAUUACACACAAUUUGUGCGUUGGCUGAUGGUGCGGCUUGGCCAGUUCAGGGUCUCAUUAGGCAUUUUAGACCGGAAAUUGAGGAACGAAUGAAGAAAAAUAAGAGUGCAGCAUCUGUUUAAAGAAGAUGGAUAAAGUAGAAUAAAUAAUCCCUAAUUAAAAAUUACAUAAAAGCAUCUAGAGAACUGUAUUUAUUUUCAGUGUAUAUAGAGGAGACUAGAUAAAUUUUUUGAUUUCAUUUUUUACACCCACAAAAUAAUUAAUUAAUUAAUUAAUUCGCGUUUUUAGUCCUUCUUGGACUUUGAAUAUUAUUCCAAUUUCCGAGAAUUGAACGAAAAUUAUAGGAAUAUAUGUUUCUUUGUAAAAUGUACAGCAAAAUUAGUUUUAUUUAUCUUUAAUACAUUUAAGUAAAACAAA